UUGAUGCACUGCCUGUAAGGUACUUGUAGGCUAUGUAGAGCUCUUAAUUAAUGAUUGAAUACCAAAGCUUGAUAUCAGAAACACAAUGUGACAUAAAAAUGUCAGCAUAGUGCUACAACACCAACAUCAGCCCCAUUUACAUACAUGAAAAAAUCUCCAAACUGAUUCACAUGUUAAUGACAAUUUUUGGAGCAACUUGAUUCAGUUAAAGAAGCAAAUUAGAUCUCAAUAUGAACCAAAUUAUUCAUGGUCUAAUUAAGCAUUUGUACAAUUUUUAGUUCAUAUUAUUCACCGAUUUUGACCAAUGCAUAGAUAUCAUCUGAAUCCACUUUUCUAAAUAAAAUGUUUCUUCCUAUGUCAAGUUUAUAAUCUUUUAAUCACAGCUUAUGUAAAGAAACAAGCAACCACCAAAAAAAUGCAAAAAAAGAGAAAAAAAAUCCUUUUGGGUAAAUAGAAGUAUAAAUAUUGAAUAUCAGCAAAAUGAGAAAGUUCUGAUUCAAUGUUCUCACGGUAAAACCUUGCACAAUUAAAGCAGGGGUCAUCGCUGAGGUGAACGAAAAUAUGCUCAAGUAAAUAGUUUGGGAGAUGCUGUAAUUAAAUUUCCAUAUCAAAAGCAUAAUAUGGUCUUGCAGUGAGAGCUGCGCUGCUGUUGGGUUUUCUUUGAUGUGGACAUUUUUCGCUCAACUUCUCCAGCGCAGCGUUCAGCUCACAGACCUCCUCCUGGAAAUCUUUCCGCCUGUGUAUCUCACUAAAAAGCCUUGUCCGAUCACUAUAUCGACUCUUCUUUUCUCUCCCCAGGAGUACCAGAUCGAUAUCAUCUUUUCCCAGACUUGGGUGGACACCCGUCUGCGGUAUAACAGCAGCAGCAUGCGGAUUCUGACCCUCAAUAGCAAUAUGGUCGGCCUGAUCUGGCUGCCCGACACCAUCUUUAGGAAUUCCAAGAACGCCGACUCGCACUGGAUUACGACGCCCAAUCAGCUGCUCCGCAUCUGGAACAAUGGAAAGAUACUUUACACACUGAGGAUGACCAUCAACGCAGAAUGCCAGCUGCAGCUUCAUAAUUUCCCAAUGGACGAACACUCCUGUCCUCUGGAGUUCUCCAGCUAUGGCUACCCGCGGGAUGAGAUUGUGUACAAGUGGAAGCGAAACUCGGUGGAGACGUCAGACCAGAAAUACUGGAGGCUUUACCAGUUUGACUUCAUGGGGCUCCGAAACACGACGGACAUGCUUAGGACCACGGCAGGUGACUAUGUGCUGAUGACGGUUUACUUUGACCUGAGCAGACGGAUGGGCUACUUCACCAUCCAGACCUACAUCCCCUGUAUUCUCACCGUGGUUCUCUCCUGGGUUUCAUUCUGGAUCAAAAGCGAUGCCACGCCGGCCAGGACCACGCUAGGCAUCACUACAGUGCUGACUAUGACCACCCUGAGCACAGUGGCCAGAAACUCCCUACCCAGAGUGUCCUACGUGACGGCCAUGGACCUGUUCGUCACCGUCUGCUUCCUGUUCGUCUUUGCCGCCAUGAUUGAGUACGCAAUGCUCAAUUAUUACUCCUACAGUAUACGCAGACCGCCUCCAAAGAUGCAGCGGAUGGCCUACUCAUCCUUCAACAUGGGUCGCACACCUCGAGCCAUGAUGCCAAUGGGCAACUCUUUGUUCUGGCACGACUAUGAUGAUAACUGCCUGUACGAGUGCCUGGAUGGAAAAGACUGCAAGAGCUUCUUCUGCUGCUUUGAAGAGUGUAAAGAAGGCGGCUGGAGGAAAGGACGGAUCCACCUCAACAUCCAGGAGCUGGAUUCCUACUCCCGGGUGUUUUUCCCCACCUCCUUCUUGCUUUUUAACAUAGUCUACUGGGUCAGCUACCUCUACCUCUAGUCUGAUCGGACGGCCAUCUUUGGACCCUGCUGGAGCAGCUCUCAUCGUUUCCCACCGCGACAGGAGACGUGAGGUCUCAACCAAGUAGUGGAGGAAAUUAGCUGGAUCUGCAUUGUGGGAAGUUUUUACAGACACACUUCUUCAAGGGGGAUAUUUUGAUGGCCAGGAUUUUUAAAAAUGGGUUUACUUCUCUGUCAGGAUGGAAAGACUGAUUUUAUAACUCUUUGAGGAAACCAAACUGUGACUUGAGAGAAGUUCGGGGACAGGGUUGCAAAGCUGAAUCUUGGACAUCGAGAUAGCCAAGCACCCAUAGUGCCUUCUCUGGAAAGGGUGCGGCAACACAGUAUGCGGCUUCAGAGUUCCCUCCAUUUUUCUUUUUCACCUCAUAAGUCACAAGGCCGCAUGCUGAGCUGUCCAUCUACUGACAAAACCAACCUGGAUCACAGUUUUUCACAAAUGGACAUGUUCAAAGUUAUUGCUUUUAUUUUGUAGCAGUUUAGUUUUAGUUCUAUGCUAGAAUUAGUUCUUUUCCUACGGUGACAUUUCACUUUUCUUAUCAAGUUGGACAUGAGUUUACAGCAACACCAACACAUCAGUUAGCUGUUUAGUACGAGUCAGCAGCCUGUUGUUGCUGAUGUUUUACGACCACGGGACGCAGUUUACAACAUUCUUACACAACAAAUGUAUACCAACCAAACUAAACUUACAAAUCUCAGCCAUGGGCAUUUUAUGUAUGUUUAAAUACACAAAUAAGCUUAGCUAUAGGAGUGCUUUCAUUCAGAGCAGAUAUUUAGUUACUCUAUUAAAUAUACUUAUUUAGAGUUUUUACUGUCACUUUUAAUUUCCCAGUCUCUUUGUAAAUGAAAAGUCGGACAUUUUGGGAGAUUUUUGUUUGUCAGUUGUUUUUCAGCUGUGAUCAGGAGUAUGGAUAACUAUAAAAGCUUAACUUCUACAUUUCCAUAUGUUUUGUUAUGGAUCUAGCUCUAAUCUUCAUUUCAACACUUAUACACUCCAGAAAUUCACAAAUAAGAUGAAUUACUAGAUUAGGAAAACCUUUCAUCUACAAAAGACAAUCAGAGAAUCUGGUAAUUUAUUAUAAUAUUCCUCACACAACUUUUUGCUUUUUCUGGUAAUUUGAUUGCCUAUUUACAUUAUGAGUAUCAAUGGUAAAGGUAUAUCUUUCUGUGCGAUGGUUGUGAACUUCAAUGUCUAGAACGAAGGUGAAGCUAAUAUUUUUUGCCACGUUUUAUGGGAACUGUGUGCCAAGUGAACUGUGAUUAAACUUGAACUUUUAAAGAAAAGUAUUAGACUACUUACUACCAUUGGACGAAGGUUUAGUAACUAGCUCUGACUGAGCCUGACCAUUAGCAAACCUUUUAGCUGAAUUAACAUUUAGAUGACUUAAGAUCUUGUAGAAGCCAGUAUGAAAAUAUUUUUACAUAACUGAGUCCAAAAUUUGUUCACAGUAAUGUAAAACUAUAAAAUAUUUUAUUUUAGUUCUCACUGGCCAAACAUCUUUGGUUGGAAAAUGGUUCCAUUAUGAAGGAGUUGAAAGACAAUGGCUAGCAGCAAGAAUUAGAUUUUAAUUUCCUAAAAUAAAUACAACACAUCGGUUUUCUUCAUGGGUUCACUGAGAUAGUAGAAGGUCUGGUAACAAACACUUUCUGGUGGUGCCGUUUGCUUCCCAGCAACUUCCUCAGCCAGAAACAACACAUAAAUAGCUAUGUGUAAUGGUUGUAUGCACUGGAUGCAUUUCUCAAGUAAACAAAAUUAGCAAGGAAUGAAGAAACAUAUUUAUGACCACCAAAUCUGAUUCCUGGUGCUGAAAAUAGAAGCUCGUAGUGAAAAUCUGGAUAUUUAGACAAUAUAAAAUCCUGUUUUGUGUAUGUACCAAUGUAUGAAGUAAGUAACAUUUAACAACAGUGUACCUGUUGACUCCUCCUUCCACCAGGAUCAAACAAAGCUCCAUUCUUCAAGUUAAAAUUAGGUUACUGCACUCGUAUUUCCAUCAAGGACCUUAUACCGAAAAAUAUCCGACAACUGUCUUAUAAAAAUGACCAAAAUCUCAGGAAAGUUUUCAAACCACAAAUAAUUAACCAACUCAAUCCAUACUAGUAGGGUGUACCUAAUAAAGUGGCCAGUGAGUGUAGGUGUCUAAUAUUGCCCAUGUGUGACACAAGAGACCCCAAGAGCCCUUGGAGUCCCUCAGAGGCAGCAGUGGCUUUGACAAAUGUCACUCUUAGACGCCGCAGGAAUGAGAAUGACUUUAUGUAGCUUAACCUUUGCCACCCAAAUAUUACACUGGUUUUCUUCUCUAAACCUCGGCAGCAACACAGAUCUCUUCGACAAAAUGUCAAACUAUUUAUUUAAAAAGCCCAUAAGCCGCCACUGCGCCUGCCAACUGGUGGAAACUGGCUUUGAAGGGUGAUAAUAGUCGUCAUCCCAACACAAAUGCAAACAUGAGAGAGCCUGUGCUGCUCAUGAGCUAGCCAAGCUCACCAAUUUGAAAUGAUUAACUCCUACAUGUUGUGAUGCUCCACGCUCACAUGGUGCACAGGGCAGAGCUGGAAAUGGAUGAUACAGGAUGUUUGCUGAUGGCUCUUGAUGGAGUCUCUCCGUUCCCUCCUCAAACAAAUAAAACCCGGCGCCAUAUGUUUGUGUACGGACCCAAACGUUCAGGCAAACAAGAGGAUGGUGCCAGCGUGAUCUGGAACCCCUUUUUGGUUUUGUUGACUCUUCUAUGGCGUUUCUUGCGGUUUUUUUGGCUUCGUAGAACAAUCGACCCCUCUUUUCUGUCCUCCUCCCCACAUCAACACACUUUCACCGGUAUUCGAAGCUUUUCUGUGAGACGUAUCUAAUUAAUGUUUCUAUUUUCAUACAGUUAUGGAAUGUAUGUUAGGUCAGUAGCAAGGCUGGAGUCGGUCUGGUUACAGUUCAGUCAGUUCGUGCCGCGUAAAUUAGUUUAUUUUUAGUGGGGCUUACAUAUUCAUAAAGCCUCCAUACCCAUUUGUGUCCUGUCCAGAGACUUGUAAUGGAAAAUAAACCUGCUUUGAGAGUUGCUAGAUGAACAGCAGAGGGGCUGUUACACUGUGGGCCAUUACUAUUAUGCUGAUUUACAGAUUAACUCAUGAGACAGUGGCAUUUCAUUAGUAUUCAGCAUAUUCAUCUCCUUAGAACUGACUGAACUAACCAGAGCUUGGCCAACACCGCAGUAAACCCUCCUCACCUCUGGUAUUUCUACUACACUUUAUAAGUGUCUUAGUCUGUUGAGAUACUUCAAUAAAACAAAAGAAAUCACUAUUUUCUACGUCUCAAUGAACAUCACCUUGUCUGUAUCAAGCGACAGGAACCUGUGUUUGUAAAAGCUCUGUGGAGUCUGAGUGCUAAUCCAAGAUCAGCCCUAGUGAGCUUAAUGAAGUCGCUGCGGCGGCCGCCUUUUCCACCAGACCUCGUCACCCCCAUUAAGGUCUGCACGAGUCAGAGCUGCAGAGUCGGUCCCAUGGAAGUGGCAGAAAAUCAAGUAUUACUGGGGUUCCCCCCCCCCCCACAAAGCAAUUUGCUCGUCAUCGUCAGGGAGACCACUGGAGGGCGGGGCAGAGAGCAAAGCGCCAAUGAGCCACACUGGUCUUGGAUCAGCCCUCCCAGAGGAAGCUUUUAUGAAAAUAGGAUCUUGGGUGAAAUCAAGCAUCUUUUCUAUUGUGUAGUAUGUUGCUUAUAUAAAUAAAUAAU
Gambusia affinis (western mosquitofish) is the source of this 5604-nucleotide messenger RNA. RefSeq names its product gamma-aminobutyric acid receptor subunit gamma-3-like. The transcript is spliced from 7 exons. Lineage: Eukaryota; Metazoa; Chordata; Actinopteri; Cyprinodontiformes; Poeciliidae. Gene Ontology annotation, cellular component: GABA-A receptor complex; dendrite membrane; postsynapse. Bases 664 to 1875 code for a protein of 403 amino acids. Gene Ontology annotation, biological process: chloride transport; monoatomic ion transmembrane transport; signal transduction. The record is from RefSeq and is a predicted model, not a curated record. Gene Ontology annotation, molecular function: GABA-A receptor activity; inhibitory extracellular ligand-gated monoatomic ion channel activity; transmitter-gated monoatomic ion channel activity involved in regulation of postsynaptic membrane potential.